AUGGAUGAUGUGGAAGUUGAAAAUGAUUCCGCCGCAAUGGCAGCCAUGAUGGGAUUCUCCGGUUUCGGAAACCAAAAUGCGCUUUCCAAAAAACGCAAAUUCAACACUGCGACUGAUGCAUUUGUCGAAGGUGUAGAGUUGGAGAAGAUUGAUCGGGGAGGAAGGAAAGGACAGGGAAGUGGUGGGAAUCAGAUUCCACUAGGCAGAAUGAGGGUUAUGGGGGUGAAAACUAUGGAGAACAGGAAUGAUGAGGAGAUCGAUUUGGGGGAUGAUGAGGAUGGGGAUGGAAAUGGAGAAGAUGAGGGCCCGAGGUAUCUAGACACGAGUGCGCCGCCUCCGAUAUUUGAUGGGAUUGAAGGGGGUGAACAUUCAUUGGGUCAGGAUGGGCAAUCGGAGGAUCCAGCAAUAGUGGAGGAAAGACGGAAAGCACAGGAACAAAUUGAUGCGAUUCUCGCUGCUGCGCCUGAGCCUGCUAGUACAAAUAUCUCACAACCGGCGUCGGGAUUGCCGCAUGGUCUUCCGGAAAAACCGGUAUAUAGCAAUUUGGGAUUUAAAGCAAGCGCUAGGAGUAAUAGGGGAGGAAGAAGCGGAGGAAGUGAUGCAGGGAGCAUGGCAAGUUCAAGGCCAAGUGGACGGGGAACAUUCAAUGAGAAAUGGUAUGAAGGAUAUUAUGAUAAAAGUUUCAACAAAAAUCCAUGGGCGAAAUUGGAGCAAAAGAUGGGGCUGGAAGCAAAGGGUAGCUGGGUCUAA
Sclerotinia sclerotiorum 1980 UF-70 is the source of this 750-nucleotide messenger RNA. RefSeq lists its product with no specific name. The coding region runs from base 1 to 750 and encodes 249 amino acids. The transcript has a single exon. The record is from RefSeq and is a predicted model, not a curated record. NCBI's taxonomy places the organism in Eukaryota, Fungi, Ascomycota, Leotiomycetes, Helotiales, Sclerotiniaceae.